Messenger RNA from Caenorhabditis elegans, 1026 nucleotides. It is a transcript of the gene Y97E10AR.3, whose product is annotated as SPK domain-containing protein. The record is from RefSeq and is marked reviewed. NCBI's taxonomy places the organism in Eukaryota, Metazoa, Nematoda, Chromadorea, Rhabditida, Rhabditidae. The transcript is spliced from 5 exons. The coding region runs from base 27 to 956 and encodes 309 amino acids.
AACAAUUAUCGAAAUUCGUUGACAAGAUGAAGCAGUUUUCGAAGCAAGAAGAAUUGAAUAUGUGGAAUUUUCUACUCAAAGAAAUUGUCAAUCCAGUCUCUGGACUCAUCGAGCGAGAUCGACUGAAGCCAAAAGGACUAUCACUUUGGGAAAAAUAUCGAUUGGAAGUUAAUACAAUCCGAUCGGCGACGAGUUUAAGAAAAAGAUUCAGUAUGCCCGGAUUCCCAACACCACUGGCUAUGAAUUUUGAUCUUGAAAGUCAGGCGAAGCUUCACUAUGCGUUGAGCAUUCCAGUCGACGAGUUUCAGUUGAAUGAACUGCUCCAGAUUGCAGACGUUGAUCUUGAUGAGUUCUCGUGUAUUAUUCGUUAUAAGGAACGAAGACCAGGAGGAUUUGAAAUGCGGCAAUUCCACAACCGCCGAAAGCGAACGUCCCAUCUUCCAAACGAAUGUAUGCCCGAAGCCAAGUCAAGUAGACUUGAUUUUGCUGGACUAUUGUUGAAUACGGAACCACUUUUAUUGGAAGAAGACUUUAAACUUGAACCUCUAGAUGACACUGCUCAAGAUUCUCAAGAUUCUCAAGUUGACGUGGUUGACAGAGAAAGUGGAAGUCAGGAAUCGAUAACUGAUCUUCUAGGAUCUUUGAAAAAUAAUAUGAACUCUACAAUGCUGGAUGUGUUGGAGCACUUCAAACUAAAUGCAAACUUCGAAGGUAUUAAUUAUGCACCCCAAAAUAUCGAACAUCCUGAAAUAUUGAAUGAAGCAAAUGAAGUUAGAAUGACAACGUUUUUGGAGAGUCUUGACUCACUUACCUCGGAAAUUGCUUCACCGGAAUUGGAUACUAUUCAACUCAAAAUUAAAUCCGCAAUUGAAAAAUCUCAGGAAGAGAACAAAAUGAUUCCGAUGAGUAAAGUGAAGAUGAUGAUGGAAGCAACACUCGCGAUGAUGGGUUUUUGAGAAUCUCAACGAAAUUGAUAAAUUCAAUGCAUCUCUGUAGUAUUUUGAAACAACUACCAUAAUAAACAAU